Drosophila santomea is the source of this 317-nucleotide messenger RNA. RefSeq lists its product as uncharacterized. Gene Ontology annotation, cellular component: Swi5-Sfr1 complex; Swi5-Swi2 complex. Bases 1 to 306 code for a protein of 101 amino acids. Gene Ontology annotation, biological process: double-strand break repair via homologous recombination; meiotic joint molecule formation; meiotic DNA recombinase assembly involved in reciprocal meiotic recombination. Lineage: Eukaryota; Metazoa; Arthropoda; Insecta; Diptera; Drosophilidae. The transcript has a single exon. The record is from RefSeq and is a predicted model, not a curated record.
AUGCCGGACUGUCAGAAUGCAUUGCACACAGCUGAUGCGCUAUCGAUAGCGAUAUCAACCGAAAGCUUGAAUUUCAAUCCAAUUGCAUUCAAUUUAAAUAUGAAGGAAAAAAAGAAAAAGACCAGCAAAACGGCCAAUAAACCGAAGGAAACUUCAGAUACCCAGAAAAAGAAGAUAAUUGAACUGCUGCAUGAGUACAACGACCUGAAGGAUGCCACACAGCGCGUCCUGGAAGCCUUGGCGAACCUAAAAUGCGUACCCGUCGGAUCGGUUUAUGCUACUUACAACCUUCCCCACGACGAAUAAAAUAAGCGCUU